CCGCCGCCGUCCCCGGAGCCCGGGGUGGUGCGAGGAGGGGGAAGCCGCCCGCGACAGCAGGAUGAAACGAGGAGGAAGCAAUAGUGACCAUAAUUCAUCAGAAGAAGAUAUUGCAGAGAAAUCCAAGAAACUGAGGAAUACAAAUGAACAUUCUCAGACUUGUGAUUGGGGUAAUCUCCUUCAGGACAUUGUUCUCCAAGUAUUUAAGUAUUUGCCUCUCCUUGAUCGGGCUCAUGCUUCACAAGUUUGCCGCAACUGGAACCAGGUAUUUCACAUGCCUGACUUAUGGAGAUGUUUUGAAUUUGAACUGCAUCAGCCAGCUACAUCUUAUUUGAAAGCUACACAUCCAGAGCUGAUCAAACAGAUCAUUAAAAGACAUUCAAACCAUCUGCAAUAUGUCAGCUUCAAGGUGGACAGCAGCAAAGAAUCAGCUGAAGCAGUUUGUGAUAUAUUAUCACAACUUGUGAACUGCUCUUUAAAAACACUUGGACUUAUUUCAACUGCUCGGCCAAGUUUUAUGGAUUUACCAAAGUCUCACUUUAUCUCUGCACUGACAGUUGUGUUUGUAAACUCCAAAUCCUUAUCCUCGCUUAAGAUAGAUGAUACCCCAGUAGAUGAUCCAUCCCUCAAAGUACUGGUGGCCAACAACAGUGAUUCGCUCAAGCUGCUAAAAAUGAACAGCUGUCCUCACGUGUCCCCAGAAGGUAUCCUUUGUGUGGCUGAUCAAUGUCAUGGCUUACGUGAACUGGCCCUGAAUUACCACUUGUUAAGUGAUGAAUUGCUGCUGGCUUUAUCUUCUGAAAAACACGUUCGAAUAGAACAUUUGCGCAUUGAUGUAGUCAGCGAGAAUCCUGGACAGACACACUUCCAUACUAUUCAGAAGAACAGCUGGGAUGCUUUCGUCAGACAUUCACCAAAAGUGAACUUAGUGAUGUAUUUUUUUUUAUAUGAAGAGGAAUUUGAUCCAUUCUUUCGGUAUGAAAUACCUGCCACCCAUCUUUAUUUUGGGAGAUCAGUAAGCAAAGAUGUGCUUGGCCGUGUGGGAAUGACAUGCCCUAGACUAGUUGAACUAGUAGUGUGUGCUAAUGGAUUACGGCCUCUUGAUGAAGAGUUAAUUCGAAUUGCAGAACGAUGCAAAAAUUUGUCAGCUAUUGGACUAGGGGAAUGCGAAGUCUCAUGUAGUGCCUUUGUUGAGUUUGUGAAGAUGUGUGGCGGUCGCCUGUCUCAAUUAUCCAUUAUGGAAGAAGUAUUAAUUCCUGACCAAACGUAUAGCUUGGAGCAGAUUCAUUGGGAAGUGUCCAAGCACCUUGGUAGGGUGUGGUUUCCAGACAUGAUGCCCACGUGGUAAAGACUAAGUGAUGUAGGGAAUGAUGAAUAGCACCUUAAUUUUAAGCAUAUUGUAUUAUAACAAAAGUUUAUUUCCUGUAGCUCUGAUAUAAUUCUAUUUUGUGGAACAGAAAUUUAAUAUCUGUAUUGAGUAUAUAAGGACUGUUUAUUGGAAGACCUAUGAAUCAUUUUUGGUUGGAAAACUUUGUUUCUUUAGUUAGAUUGCAGAUUCUUUUUAAUUUGGUUCAAAUCUGAAGCCUGUUAUAAAGAUUGAAUAUAUUACAAUCUGAAGGAACAAAACCUAUACACUGAGUAGCCAGAUUAUUAUGAUCUCUGAACGCAUAAUAAUCUGGCCACUCGGGGGGGGGGGGUGUAUACAUAUAUGUAUGUGUGUGCAUAUACAUGUAUGUAUGUGUGCAUGUAUAUACAUGUAUGUAUGUAUGUAUGUAUGUGUGUAUAUGUAUAUAUAAAAUUAGAUGCCCGGUGCAUGAAUUCGUGCAUGGGUGGGGUCCGGCCAGCCUGGCCAGGGGGAGGGGACAUGGGCGGUUGGCCGGCCUGCCUGCUGGUCGAACUCCUGGUUGAGGGGACAAUUUGCAUAUUAGCCUUUUAUUAUAUAGGAUAUACACUGAGUGGUCAGAUUAUUAUGUGUUCAGAGAUCAUAAUAAUCUGGCCAUUCAGUGUAUAUUAUAAUAUCCAAGAAGUGAGUACUAAUAGGUUUUAGAAAAUAUUGUGUGUUCUAUGCAUUUUUUUUUUUAAUGUAAACUUGACAUAUUAGGGUCUUCAGUUAUACAUAUACCUGUUAUAAGGUGUUUAAUAUAGCUCAGGAAAGUAAGCAUUUUGUGAGAAAAAAAAAUGUAGGUUAUUUCGUAUCUAAUGAAAAAGAUUGGUUGAAUGUUCUCAAAUGUUACAUUUAAUGAGGUAUAAAUAUAAUUGUCAUUCUUAGACAUCCGAUAUAUGUCAUGCAGUAGUUAUAUCAGAAGGAUAAUAAACAGCCAAGAUAAAAUUAAAAGAAAAUAAACACCAGAAGGGAGGCAUUGUCUAGUUUAGUAUAAACUUUUAGGUUUGCUUUGUAAUCUGCUAAACCAUUAUAAUUCUUUUCUGCAAUACAUUAUUCUAUGUGGCACUUGAGGCAUUGUAUGUAAAGAAAGGAAUGUUUUACCAAUUCUUCUUGGUUUUGUUUGUUUAAACUAGUUUUGAAGUAUUGCACAAUAAUUGAAAAGUUUAUUUUUAAGAAGCUAAAUUCAAAUAAAGGUAGAACUUUAAAAUAUUUAAAAAUUAUUUCCAUGAAGGAAUAUAUUUUUUAAGACUCCAGUGAAUUUUAUUUUUCCAUUUUGGAAUUAUAUAUAUAGUUAUGUAAGAAGGACUUUCAAAAAUAAUAAAAGAAGCAUCAGUGUACAGUUCAGCCUAAACUGUAAAUUUAAAAGGAUAUAUUUAAGUUCCUAAUCAUAUUUUUAAGUAAAUAUUGCUCAGUAGACUGUAAAAUGUUAAUAGAACAAUGUCUAUAGUUUUGUGAUUGUUAAUUUAGUUGAACUUAUAAAUUAUUUAAGUUAGAAUUUUUAAUACUUUUCUUAUGAAUGAAGGUAAUCCACAGAUUGUAGAAUUUGUAAAAAUAGUAAGUUUUGGGCUAAGUUUUUUUAGAUAUUAUAUAAACUUUGAUUCUGAGCACUAGUGCUAGUAGAUAUUACCCUCCUAAGGGAAAUUAGAAGUGAUUUCCUCCCUGUGGAAUAUAUUAAUGCUUCAAACUUCUAGAAAGCAUUUUGGUAAUUAUGGAAAUUAAUAGUCUUACAGAUCUAAUCUAUUUUUAAAUCGAAUACCUUCCUAAGAAUAAAGUAAAAGGUGUUAUCCUGUGUAAUUUUUGCUUUUUAAAAGUAAUGGUAUUCUGGCCACAUAUAAAUGAGAAGGAAAAAGAAAGGAUGAUCUAGACUUGGAAAUUAAAAGUAAUUAUUAUACUAUUUCCCCCUUACUAAAUAGUAAAAAGCUUUGUACAGAAAUACCUGUGUUAGUGAAUGAAGCUUUUUUCCUUGUACAACUUUAUGGAUUUGACAGUACAUAAUCAGUUAUACCAAAUAACCAAGCUUUAUAUGGAAAUUUACUUUUUGUACAAAUGGAAUUAUAUAAUGCUUGAAAUAUUUUAAGUCACUUUAUAAGCAAAAUGUAUAUCACUUAAUUUGUUUAUACUGUAAACUAUGUGUUAAAUGCUUUUGUCAAUUUAAGAAUAAAGAUAGUUACUAAU
Molecule: messenger RNA, 3559 nt
Organism: Eptesicus fuscus (big brown bat)
Lineage: Eukaryota; Metazoa; Chordata; Mammalia; Chiroptera; Vespertilionidae
Gene: FBXL3
Product: F-box and leucine rich repeat protein 3
Exons: 5
Coding region: 62-1348 (428 amino acids)
Biological process (GO): G2/M transition of mitotic cell cycle; SCF-dependent proteasomal ubiquitin-dependent protein catabolic process; entrainment of circadian clock by photoperiod
Cellular component (GO): SCF ubiquitin ligase complex; nucleus; cytosol
Molecular function (GO): protein binding
Source: RefSeq, a predicted model, not a curated record